This is a messenger RNA of Gastrolobium bilobum, 2121 nucleotides long. RefSeq names its product protein MODIFIER OF SNC1 11. Lineage: Eukaryota; Viridiplantae; Streptophyta; Magnoliopsida; Fabales; Fabaceae. The coding region runs from base 115 to 717 and encodes 200 amino acids. Gene Ontology annotation, cellular component: nucleus. Gene Ontology annotation, biological process: poly(A)+ mRNA export from nucleus. The record is from RefSeq and is a predicted model, not a curated record. The transcript has 6 exons.
ACAGAGGGAAUAGGAAUCGCACGCUCACGACUUCGCGUUGUUUGAUUCUCUCGUUCUCGUUCUCCUUCUCUUUCUCAUUCGGCAUUCCUUUUUCAAAUCGAUCUUCCAGUUCCAAUGGCAACCUCUGCUACCACCACCACCACCACCCACACCGACGACGACAAUAACAACAACAACAACCCGGUGCUGGAAAACCCUAACAAAACCCUGGACCCCACCUCACCAAAACCAGAUGCAGAUCCAAUCCCUGCCGACAAAGACGCGGACACCGUUGAAUCCAAGGAGAUUCCGGCUGAAGCGGGAAGCGAUGCUCCGCUUUCCGAUAUUCAGAAGAAGGUUCGCCGCGCUGAGCGAUUUGGCAUCUCUGUUCAGCUGUCCGAGAAAGAGAAGCGUAAUUCCCGAGCUGAAAGGUUUGGCACUGUGUCCACAGUACAGGGAUCAGAGCCAUCAAAAUCAGAGGAGCUGAAGAGGAAGGCUAGGGCAGAGAGGUUUGGGAUGCCUAGUCCCUCUACUGCUUCUGAUGAGGAUGCAAAGAAGAAAGCUAGGCUUGCUAGGUUUGCUCCGGUUUCCAAGGCUGACCCUUUGGAGGAAGAUAAAAGGAAAGCAAGGGCUCUUAGGUUUUCAGAUUCAUCAUCAGCUUCUCUGCCUAAAGUAAAUGGCGAGGGAAACAUUGAGCCAAAGGCAGCUAUUGCAGGGAAAGCUGUAGGAGGGACCUGACUGUGGUAGCUUGCAUGUUUAAUUGUAGGAAAUUUUCUUGUCUAGUUUUUAGCAGUUCAAGAUUCACAGAGUGGCCUCCACACCAUAUCUACUUUUCAUAUCAGAUGCAUUUAUCUUUCUUAUGUUUACGGAUGCCUUCCUCUAAGCCAUGGAAAAGAUUCAAGUGGUCUGUAGAAGCUUGCUUUUCUUUUGUCUUAGUGUUGGCUUACUAGGUGACUCGUUUGGGUAAUUAACAGACAUCUUCAUAGUGUUACUUAUCUUAAAAUCUGCAAAGGUUUAAAUUUUGGAAUCUACAGCCUAGAAAAAAAAAAUGAAUGCAGGUUUUGUAGGAAGGAAACUUAUAUAUUCUUAAUUUCUUUCAUCCUUAACAUUGCCAUCCACUCAUUGCCUCUUACCUGCUGCUUGUCAAAUGCCCAUUAUUAUUCUGCUAAAAGAUAGUACCAGGUUGGUGCAUCAUGCUGAUCCAGAAUCUGCUAAUGUUAGGAUAGGCUUUGUUUCUUAGUCUGUCUCUGAGGAGUGAUGAUUUACUGAGAAAAAUAGAAAAUAGGCCCUCAAAUAUUUUUAGCUUCCAAGUAGGAUGAACGGGGUAGUGUUAAGUUAACAUUAAUGUUGCUUCACAUUUCUUUCUUUCUUUCUUUCUUUCUUUCUUUUUUUCUUGCUUUUUAAUGGUUAUAGGGAGGGGGGUUAUGAACAUAGAAAUACUGAUAAGUGAUAAUGGCUGCAUUUUGACUUGCAUCUGUAAUUGUUUUUUUCUCAAUCCAUUUGUCCUUUGAAUUGUUCGUUAAUGUAUGCUCAUGCCUACUACGACGUACACUUUGUGUUUAGAUCUUACUGGAAAGUAGCUAUUAAAGCACAUCUGUACUGGGUAGUAUUGAUUAGAACUGUUCCUUGAGAAGGGAUUUUGGUGCUUGUAGUAACAUAUCACGUUUGGUGUUUUGCUAUUUUACUACUUUCCUGGAUCAGCAGAAAUAUCGAAGCUUAUGUUCCUGGUACUAUCUUGUGGCACUCGCACAUGAAAAAAUGUGGGUGAAUAAUGGUAAGCUGUAUGUUUCAAAUGAAAACUUGAAGGUGUGGAUGCAUUCUGUAAAUUUCUUUCAAGUAGGUUUUAAAACUCGGUUUAUUUCCAAGGCUGUAGCUUCCCAUUUUUAUUAUCUUUGCUGUAAUCUUAAGAUAAGUGAACUCUUUGAUGAUGUUUCUUAGUUUACAAGUUAGAAUUGUACAUUUGUGGGUCUGGUUGUGGAGGGAACUCUUUACUUUUUUCCUUUAAUAUUUCCUUGUAAUUUAUUUUUAAACUGUUUGUUUGGACCAAAGUUUGGAGAAUGGAGAUGUCCUGUUUCUGGGGCAUACUUAUGCUAGCUAGUAUAAAUGAAUGGAAGGAUCAUUACUUUAUGCAAAACAUUUUUG